Messenger RNA from Dissoconium aciculare CBS 342.82, 2145 nucleotides. RefSeq names its product ankyrin. Gene Ontology annotation, molecular function: protein binding. The record is from RefSeq and is a predicted model, not a curated record. NCBI's taxonomy places the organism in Eukaryota, Fungi, Ascomycota, Dothideomycetes, Mycosphaerellales, Dissoconiaceae. The transcript has a single exon. Bases 1 to 2145 code for a protein of 714 amino acids.
AUGGCACCUGGCGAGCAGUUCUCGGUAAAUCUCAUCGAGAAAUUUCGAACGAAAGUCAAUGAGAUAUCCGACGACGAUAAGCCUCUCGUCCGCAGAACAUUUCAAGCUAUCGGUUCUGCCAAACGCGGCCUGACUCUUGACGAGUUGAACAUCCUAGUCUCUCUGGAGAUAGGACACACGUGUACGACUCAUCUCGAGAAUACCAGCCACUUCUCGAAUGGAGAAGUACUGAAAGCAAAAACCAAUGACUUGGCACGUGUCCGGAAUGGUUGCGUUACAUUUCAGCACGACUGCAUGUAUGAGAUCCUUGCCAAAGGUAGAGAUAAAUCAGACAGGAAUGACGGGACGUGGUUCCAGGCCACACUUGUCGAGGAUCAACGUUUUUUAGCACGGCAGAGUAUGCGGUACUUGCUGCUCAAAGACUUUGUCGACAGUGAUGAUGACUCGGAUACCUCAACCGUGGAGACGUUCCCUUCAGAUGGUGCAGAUGAUGACUCGGAUACCUCAACCGUGGAGGUGCCCCCUUCAGAUGGUGCAGAUGAUCAUCAUGAUAACCGAGUUAUUGCGUCCGAUGCGGACGCUGACAAAAACAAGAAAGCCUUCCAAGCGCUCCCAUUGGGGCUCCACGAUCGGGCGCACUCAGCGACAGAUGACAAGGACUUUAAUAGACCUGCCGUCGUGCGAAGCGCAUUGCAAUCGGAGAAAAAACAUGCGAAGAUGAUGGCAGAUACAUAUCCUUUGCUAGAAUAUGCUGCAAGGUUCUGGACAAGUCAUUAUCGACAAUGUGAAGGCGACAAUGCUCCAAUUAUGAAGAGUCUCGCAAGGCGAAUUCCAGAGCGCAGUGAUCGUAUGAAUUGGCUUCGACAUCUUUAUGAAAUCGAGACGUUCGAGAUGGAUUUUCCUGAGCAGCCGUCGCUCUUGAUAUUGGCAUCCUAUUUUGGCCUCCGUUCGAUCAUCAAGGAUAUUCCUCGUGAGGAAGUCAUAUCCGAGGCUCUGUACUGGGCAGCUUGGAACGGUCACUCGAAGGCCGUUGACGAGUUGCUUGGAAAGGCUGAGGCUAGCGAUAAACCCGACUGGCUUGCGCAACGUGCGCUCUUCGACGCCAUACAACAGGAUCAUGCUGCGGUGGCCAAGGUCUGGAUUGACAGGCGACCCAUGAGUAUCGUUCAGACUGGGCCCUCCGGUCUCACGCCGUUAGCAGCCGCCGUAUCUGCCGGUUCUGCGGAGACUAUGCGAGAAAUUCUGAACUUUCCAAACUCAAAUCCGAAUACUGCUGAAACAAUUCUCGCCGCGCCGCUUUUCUGCACACUUGUCUCGGGAUCGUCUCAAUGCUUGAAAUUGUUACUCGGCGACCAGCGAACAAAUGUGACCCAGCUCGAUUGGGAUGAAAGAAGCCUAUUGUCUCUUGCAUGUGAGCAGGGCAGAACGGAUCUGGUCAAGAUCAUUGUCGCAGACGGGCGAAUUGUACUUAAUGCACAAGACAACCGAGGAAGAACGCCUUUAAUGUAUGCUGUCACCAAACGACGUAAUGACAUUGUCGAUUUCCUCCUUCAGCAGAAGCAGGCCAUCGACGUUCAAGUUCGGGAUUGCAGAGGUCGCAACGCACUCUCACUCGCCGCCUCAACUUCGACGCCAGAAAUAUUUGAGCAGUUACUCGACGCUGAUGAAUCCUGCGCAUCGGUAGAGUGCAAGGAAGGCUUCACCAGUGUUGAAUGGACAUUGGACCCACCCGAAAGCCCAGGGAAUGCUAAGGUAUUGCUGCGUAGAAUUCCCGAGAAGUUCGAAGCAGAGGCUGGAUUGAAGUUGUUUGCCUAUGCACUAUCUUGGGAUGCAGUGGAGAUCGCGACGCUUUUGAUUAUUCGACAGGCAUUUGACAUCAACGUCGUAUCAUCAGAGCGCGAAACCAAGGGAAAUACUGCGCUCUCAUACGCUUUUAGACGUGCGGAAAAGAACAAGAACAACCAUGUCCUGGGUCCGCUGAAGGCGGUCUUGGGUGCGCAUGGUCUGAACCUGGCAUUGGGGAUAGGUGCGCCAGAUCUGGAGUCUUUCGUUCAAGAUUGCGUGGGAGAUGACAAAGAAGAGCUGACAUGGUUAAUGUCCAAGGCUUAUGAUGGCUCAGGCCUUCCGUUUCCCAACGAAGUGUAG